Messenger RNA from Anopheles marshallii, 885 nucleotides. Its product is annotated as fatty acid hydroxylase domain-containing protein 2-like. Gene Ontology annotation, molecular function: iron ion binding; C-4 methylsterol oxidase activity. Gene Ontology annotation, biological process: sterol biosynthetic process. Bases 1 to 885 code for a protein of 294 amino acids. The record is from RefSeq and is a predicted model, not a curated record. NCBI's taxonomy places the organism in Eukaryota, Metazoa, Arthropoda, Insecta, Diptera, Culicidae. The transcript is spliced from 3 exons.
AUGUCGCUCACGGUGGAGCUGUUCGAUCUACCGGCGCACCAGUUUCGGGUGUUUUGGGGCGCUUCCGGUAGCAUGUGGCAAUCGCUGUGGGACCGCUUCCUGGACAUCACCGGUGAUAAUCCACUCGCCCUUUGGACCGUCGGGUCGUACGUGUACACUUCGCUGAUCUACUGGAGUAUUGGGCUCGGCUACACGCUGUUUGAUGUUACCGGACGGCCGGGGUUUAUGCGCCGCUACAAAGUGCAACCCGGCACGAAUGAACCGGUCGAUCCGGCCCGGCUGCGGACCGUCAUCCGACAGGUGCUGUUCAAUCAAUUCUUCACCGGGUUUCCGCUACUCUUUCUCAUGUACUAUCUGUUGCCGGCGCAAACGCACGCAACCAUCCGCGAGCUGCCAACGUUCGUGACGGUCGUGUGGCAGCUGGCCGUGUGCAUACUGAUCGAGGAGGUGAUGUUUUACUACAGCCACCGGUUGCUACACGAUGGCCGUAUCUACCGGUACAUCCACAAGCGACACCAUGAAUGGACGGCCCCGAUCGCGAUCACAGCGAUGUACGCGCACCCGAUCGAGAACGUGCUGAGCAAUCUGCUACCGAUAGCGGUCGGUGUGUGGACUACCGGCUGCCAUGUUUCCGUGGCGUGGCUCUGGUUUACCAUUGCGAUUUCAAACACGCUGCACGUACAUUCCGGAUACCAUCUGCCAUUUCUGCCCAGUCCCGAACAGCAUGACUUUCACCAUUUGAAGUUCAAUCAGUGUUACGGUGUGCUGGGUGUGCUUGAUUGGUUGCACGGUACUAGUGAAAUGUUCCACCGCUCCAAACAGUUCAAGCGGGAUUACAUUCUAACAUCGCUGGAACCGGUGCGAGACACCCAUCCCGACCAAUAG